CGGUUGCCCGAUCGCUACACUUAUCUCCUUGAGCAUGGCGACGUCUCCGAUCACUUCCCCGCGCAUGCCACUCUCGCGCUCCAACUCGCCAGAGCUCGAGGGUGCCCCGGUCGCGCCGGCACCCCGGCGUGAAGCCAACUGCUCGACGUUCUUCCUCGGCGACGGUGACGACCCGACGCACGUCGAGUACAACUGGUGCGGCGAGCCGCUUGGCCUCGAGCUGCAGCGCCCGCGCCUCAAGGAGCUGAAUCCCAUCAUGAUCCUGUGGCGCGAAGGCUCCGUGGGCAUUACGUUUGGCAUCGAGCAGGCGACUCGCAAGGUGGUCGUCAAGCGCACGUCGCGCAAGGAACACGACGUGGCGCCAGGUUACAUUCUUCUCAGCGUCAACGGUCAAUCCGUGUGGGAGCGCAACUUUGAUUUCGCGAUGCGCGAGCUCAAGAUUGGCCACGAAGCUGGCCGCACGCAGUCGCUCGAGUUCAUUGCGCCGCCGCCACCGCCGCUCGUCAAGGCCGUGCCCGCCAACGGCGUCCUCGAGCGCGCUGGCGUCAACUCGUUUUUCGAGCUCAAGUCGAUCAACGGCAUCCAGACGCGGUACCUCUCGCUCGAGCAGAUCUCGACGCUCAUGCGCCAGACCAUCAAGCCGUGCGUCAUCUGUUUUGCCCUCAGUCCCGAGGCCCAGGAACUCGCCAACACUAAGGCUGCGAUUACGACAGGGCGUGUCCAAACCGGCGCGUCUCUCGCGGUCGCCGCGGUCUUUGCUGCGGUCUGUAUUUAACCUCUACCCUUUUACCUCUUGAAAGAUUUUGUACUAUCAACGUAUCAACCAGUAUCUCAAGG
Saprolegnia parasitica CBS 223.65 is the source of this 837-nucleotide messenger RNA. RefSeq lists its product as hypothetical. The record is from RefSeq and is a predicted model, not a curated record. NCBI's taxonomy places the organism in Eukaryota, Oomycota, Saprolegniomycetes, Saprolegniales, Saprolegniaceae. The transcript has a single exon. The coding region runs from base 35 to 775 and encodes 246 amino acids.